Messenger RNA from Camelina sativa (false flax), 1896 nucleotides. Lineage: Eukaryota; Viridiplantae; Streptophyta; Magnoliopsida; Brassicales; Brassicaceae. The record is from RefSeq and is a predicted model, not a curated record.
AUGUUGAAUGGCCUUAAAACCUUGAAAGUAGCUUGUGGCGUGUGGCAUACGGUAGCUAUAGUUGAAGUUCUGAGCCAGACUGGUACAAGUAUGCCAUCUAAAAAGUUAUUUACUUGGGGUGAUGGUGAUAAAAACAGGUUAGGACAUGGAAACAAAGACACUUAUCUGUUUCCCACUUGUGUCUCUUCACUAAUUGACUACAACUUCCACCAGAUAGCUUGUGGUCAUACAUUGACAGUUGCACUCACAACUUCAGGACAUGUUUUCACUAUGGGAGGGACUUCACAUGGUCAGCUCGGUAGCUCAAUUUCAGAUGGUAAAUUGCCUUGUUUGGUUCAAGAUCGACUGGUUGGUGAAUUUGUUGAAGAAAUAUCCUGUGGGGAUCAUCAUGUUGCUGUGUUGACAUCUAGAAGUGAAGUCUUCACUUGGGGAAAAGGUUCAAAUGGAAGACUAGGACAUGGAGACAAGGAAGAUCGAAAAACUCCGACAUUAGUUGAAGCUCUAAAAGAGAGGCAUGUGAAGAGUAUAGCAUGUGGCUCUAACUUCACAUCAAGCAUUUGCAUCCAUAAGUGGGUCUCAGGUGCUGAUCAGUCAGUUUGCUCUGGCUGUCGUCAAGCAUUUGGUUUUACGAGAAAAAGACAUAACUGUUAUAACUGUGGUUUAGUCCAUUGUCAUGCAUGUAGUUCAAAGAAAGCUUUGAAAGCAGCAUUAGCUCCUACUCCAGGGAAGCCACAUCGAGUAUGUGAUGCUUGCUACGCAAAACUUAAAGCUGGAGAAUCUAGUUAUAACUCUAAUGUUUCUAAUAGAAAUUCCACAACUCCUACGCGGUCACUAGAUGGGUCGGUAAGACCAGACAGAGAUAUAAGAGCGUCAAAGAUCUUAUUGUGCCCCAAAACAGAACCUGUCAAGUAUUCAGAGGUUAGGUCAUCAAGAUCUGAAUCUUCUAUUGUCAGAGCCUCACAAGUUCCAGCUCUCCAGCAACUUAGAGAUGUUGCAUUCCCGAGCUCGCUUAGCGCAAUUCAAAAUGCCUUUAAACCCGUUGCCUCGACUUCGACGACACCUUCCUCAAGUACAAGAUCAUCAAGAAGAUCGAGCCCUCCUCGCAGUUCUGGAUUUUCCAGGGGCAUGAUUGAUACUUUGAAGAAAUCAAACGGUGUUAUAAACAAAGAAAUGACAAAAUUGCAGAGCCAGAUUAAAAAUUUGAAAGAGAAAUGUGAUAGUCAAGGUACAGAGAUCCAAAGACUAAAGAGAACAGCAAGAGAAGCUUCUGAAUUAGCUGUAAAGCAUUCUUCAAAGCAUAAGGCAGCAACAGAGGUCAUGAAAUCUGUCGCUGAACAUUUGAGAGAGUUAAAAGAGAAACUACCUCCUGAAGUAUCUAGAUGUGAAGCUUUUGAAUCCAUGAACUCUCAAGCGGAAGCCUAUCUAAAUGCGAGCGAAGCAUCUGAAUCAUCUACACCUAGAACAACCUUGGGAAUGGGUCAACAAGACCCAACCCCUUCUGCAAACACACGAAAUCAAAACAUAGAAGAACAAGCAUCAUCCAGUGGAGGUAGCAUGAGGUCUCAAGAACCCUCAAACAUAGCAGAGACAUCAGAAGCUUCAUCGCCGUCUAAAGCAGGAGGCAAAGAACUCAUUGAACAAUAUGAACCUGGUGUUUAUGUUACUUAUGUAUUGCACAAAAACGGAGGAAAGAUCUUUAGAAGAGUUAGAUUCAGGUACUUUAAAUUACUUCAUCAAAUCGUACGUCUCCUCCUCUCUAUCUAGGUUUGUGUAAUAUUGGGUUUCUUUGCAGUAAAAGGAGAUUUGAUGAGCAUCAAGCAGAAGAAUGGUGGAAUAGCAAAAAAGAUAAGUUGCUUAAGAGGUAUAGUAAUCAGGCUUCAACAUCAAGUCAAGCGG